Mirounga angustirostris (Northern elephant seal) is the source of this 621-nucleotide messenger RNA. RefSeq names its product testis expressed 51 (gene TEX51). The transcript is spliced from 6 exons. Bases 1 to 621 code for a protein of 206 amino acids. NCBI's taxonomy places the organism in Eukaryota, Metazoa, Chordata, Mammalia, Carnivora, Phocidae. The record is from RefSeq and is a predicted model, not a curated record.
AUGCUGCUUCUCCUGGUUGGCUGUCUCUUGCCUGCCAUCAAUGGGAAGAGCUGCCUCCACUGCUGGCCACAACUGCCUGCACUGAUAGACUAUGACCUGCAGAUUCUUUGGGGCUCUCCAGGGCCACCCAGAGAGCUCUCCCAAAGCCUCCACUCCUUAUUCUUGAAAAGGGAUUAUAUCUUCUUAGAACCUCGGUAUCUUGAUCAUGACCAUAUGGAGGAAGCAACAGCCAAAUUAUUCAAUCACGUAGAUGAAGCCAUCAAGAAGUUUCGAGAUGAUAAACCAUCACUUCUGGAAGAGAUUAAUGUCCAGAAACAGGUGUUUACUGACAGGCUGAAUCAGAUGUCUGAGAAGCUGAAGGAGAAGGCCUGCAAUAAGUCCUGCGACAUACACUCCACACUGGAGGUCAUCAAUUGUGCCAACUGCAAGACACACCUUCUUACCUGCAAAGACCCGACUCUCUGCCCAGGCAUCCUCACUUCUCACCUGGAUUAUGCCAGCAUCUCUCAACUGGCCUCCCUGCCCCUCUUGACCACAUCUUACUCAACAACCAAAGAACUUUCUCAAGGAGCAAAUCCCCCUAUGACACUCCCUGUUGUAGCCCAAUUGCCCCCCAGAUAA